CGAAAGCCUGUUAUAAUAAUUAUGCGCAUCGGCGGUAGGAGCUUGAGGGCGGUAGAAGCUUGGAUGUCGGCCCCGAGCUUCAGGCGCCGGUUCCGUGACCGGGUAUCAGACACGCCGUCGGGAUCACGAGCCCGUGGUAACAAGUACAUAGCUUACGUACGAAAGUAUUGCACUGUUGUACCAACCAUACCAACUUCAGCCUUCCUGACCCUUGCGCGCCAUUUUACCAGACAUUAUGAGCCGUGUGAAGAGGAGACGAAGCGAAGACUUCUUGCUGGCAAAUGUGCCGGCUGACCUUCUUAUCAUCACUUCUGACAGUGAAAGACCGAUUGAAGCGCACUUCAUUGUGCUGCUGCCCUGCAGCAAACUGGUCCGCGAUUUGCCUCGCGCCAGCAGCGGCAAGACAAUUUGGGACCUGUCCAAGCUGGUGUUGGAGGGCCAGAGCAGCCCGGUGUCCUCGGCCGUGGUGCGGCAGUGGCUCAGCCAUCUCUACUCCCGCGUAGAUAUCGCCCAGAAGACACCUUUGUUCCCCAGCCUGUCGGAGGCCGCGCAGUCGCUGCUGCUGUUCGCGGACGCCGUGGGGACCAGCACCGCCGUUUUGCGUUCACUCUGUGACGCGCUGACGUCGCAGCCCGGCCUGACGCUGCCCGUGGUGGUGAACGGCGGCGCUGGCGGGACCGCUGAUGCGGCUGCCGCUGGCGGGGCCGCUGGCGGAGGCGGGGCGGACGCCGCGCCUCCGCCUCCGCUUCCUCCUCUGCAGCUGGAGCUGGUGCUGCGCGGCAAGCUCUAUUACGUGCUGGGUGGAGAGAUGCGCGUUUUCGAUGUGCCGUACGCUAGCGCUUUUCAGGCAUUAAUUGCGGCGUCAGCCUUCGAGCCGUAUAAGGCCGCCCUUUCCGGCGCAGUGGCGGCCGCGCUGGAGGGCUGGCUCUACCUGGCAGGGCGCGUCGGGCUGGUGGCGUUGGUGCGGCUCCUGUUCGACUUCUUCCAGUCACACCUGCUGCCGGGGCACGCUUCAAUGAUUCUGGACAGCACUAAAGCGGUACUCAGCCGGCGCGUGCUGGAGUGCAUGCCGCACGAGCUGCUGGUGGAGGGCUUUGUGAGCGAUCGCCUGUGGGGCCCCCAGCUGGGCCAGGCCGACGUCGCCAUCGGCAGCCAGCUCAGACUCGUCAUGCGCUCCCCGCACACGGCCGCAUGCUUUGGUCUGGGCCCAGGCACGCAGCUGACCGGUGACGCAGUGCGGCAGCAGGACACGCUGCAACAGGGCGCCAACGUCAACGUCCUGCGACUGUCCGUGGGCGGCCUGACCCCCGCACAGCACCAGCAGGCGGUGCUGGCGGUGAUGCAGCAGCUGGAGGAGGAGGAGGCGGGCAGCACGGCCGGCGGGUCCAAGUAGCUGAGGCGGUGGGGCGGGGUGCAGGUUGCCUGUUUUGCAGGUGGCGUUGGCUGACCGGCGGUGAGAAACUGUGUAAUGUAGGCUGCGGCUGCAGGUUGCAUGAGAGCAGUCAUCCAGACUUCCAGUGGACCAGUAAGCCUGGGGAGGCAUGGGCAGGCAUGGAUGUGCGAUGGGACAGUGUUAAGGCAGGUUGGUCAAGUCCCGUACCAGGUCCCGUACCUGUCCCGUACGGUGCAGCUGAUGGGCAGGCAUGGAAUGGAACUAUGGAAGCCCACGUAUGAACUGUUGCUGCACAUUAUGAAUUUCCUGUUGUCACGUCGCAAAUUCAUGUCACUAACUCUGGCGUCUGCGUACGGUAAACAGACUACGCAAGUGCCAGGGUUUCCCAGGAUCCAAGUGCAUCCCACUCGCGCUCUACCCUACGGGCCGGCCGUCAAUACCAUUCCUAUAGAAUUGUAUACCACAUGUAAGGUCAUUAGAGU
This is a messenger RNA of Chlamydomonas reinhardtii, 1875 nucleotides long. RefSeq lists its product as uncharacterized. The transcript is spliced from 2 exons. NCBI's taxonomy places the organism in Eukaryota, Viridiplantae, Chlorophyta, Chlorophyceae, Chlamydomonadales, Chlamydomonadaceae. The record is from RefSeq and is a predicted model, not a curated record. Bases 236 to 1393 code for a protein of 385 amino acids.